This is a messenger RNA of Penaeus monodon (black tiger shrimp), 562 nucleotides long. RefSeq lists its product as uncharacterized. The record is from RefSeq and is a predicted model, not a curated record. NCBI's taxonomy places the organism in Eukaryota, Metazoa, Arthropoda, Malacostraca, Decapoda, Penaeidae. Bases 89 to 562 code for a protein of 157 amino acids. The transcript has 4 exons.
AAAUAAUUCCUUAUGCUCAUCUGCAGGCAUUGCAGAAGUACAUAGUUAAGGAUAAAAAAGGAGACAGAAACUUCAAGCGAAAUUUCUGAUGGCUGUAGUGAGGCUAGCUGUGGCGCUGGCGUCGGCGCUGGCGGCGGCGGGAGCGGCGCUGAGCCCGAGCGUCCACUACAUCAAGUCUCCCAAAGGGAACUUCUUCAUGGCUCCUGGGAAGACCAUCCCGGACGCGGACGUGGCGGAGACCCUGCCGGCCUCCAGCAUCUGCAACUGCAAGAGCAUGUGCUUCGUGCGACUCUCGUGCCUGGCUUGGUCCUUCAUCAACCUCACCGACGGGACCUCUGAGUGCAGGUUGGCCGACGCAGGCCCUUCGGGGCACUUGGUCGAGAACAACACGGACGCCGUCUAUUUCUUCUUGCAAGCACUGUCACCUCCGAAGAGUGGAUUGAUGGGAAACACCAAGGAAAACUUUUUCGUGUCCAGCACUCGAGGUGCUAAGGUCAGUCUAGCCUUUGGCCCUCAGGGCUGGUUGACUGGACCCUGCACCCAGCACUUACCGAAGACAUAG